UUAUCGUCCGUCUGCCCGCGGGGCUUUCCCUCGCCGUUUACAGGUGCGCGUCCGUGUGAACGACACCGUUUACGUUAACGUUCGACCUUUCCUGCAGCUAGUUAAUAUACUGAUCUAGUCUGCGCGGCGCUGAUUGAUUUAUCAGGGAAAGGGAUAUCAAGCGUGAAUAUACUGACUCGUUGUGAAAAAAAAAAGUGCAUAACGACUCUCUUAUCGCGUCGUUUCACCUCAGCAGCGGUCAUGUUCUCUGAAAUGAGAAGCUGUUUUAUCGAAAACGACUCGGUAGAUUCAAUCAGUCUGUCUGAAUUCUCCAGCUCGUCGUCUGUGUCUGACAGAGCAUGUGUUCAAUGGGGUUGCGUGCUCUGUGGCUCUGAGACCACAGCUGUCUUUCAAGCAGAAAAUGACCUUCUGGAGAACCAGUUUUUCAUCAAAACGAUAUGUCUUAGUGAGGAGGCCGGAGACGAGAUGCAUAUCGUGGCCGUCUGUGAUGGUGUGGGGUCUUCCAAACCACUGCCUAUUGCUACCCUCCGACACUGUAUGCCAAUGAUCAGUUUUCCCAAUUUGGAGCUCAUUCCCCCGGUCACCUUUAAACUGUGCUCGGGCAAAGGACCCGUGUUCAUCUCCGCUCAGCAUGUAACGUUGAAUCCCAUUGAGAUCGUGGAGGAGGAGGAGGAGGAGGAUGAAGAUGAUUAAAUGCCGGCGAUGAGAGCUUAUUUUGACCUUAUGAACCGUAAAGGGGCAGCUAUUGUGCCAGUUUAGUUACUGAAUCAUCAAGGUGUUCAGCAACAAGGACAAAAACAGCAUCAACUUCAAGUGUUUUAAGGCUAAUGAAAGACAGUAAUAAAAUACAAGUCUCGGGGUGUAAAUAAUAUCACUAUUUUAUCUGAUGUAUUUUUCCCUUGGUGUACACCGAGCUGCUUCGCACGCUAUUUUUAAUAAAACACGCGUUGACUUGAAGUGAGAAAUAAAGUAUUUACUGCUGGUGAA
This is a messenger RNA of Puntigrus tetrazona (Sumatra barb), 987 nucleotides long. RefSeq names its product nucleophosmin/nucleoplasmin, 2a (gene npm2a). Lineage: Eukaryota; Metazoa; Chordata; Actinopteri; Cypriniformes; Cyprinidae. The coding region runs from base 241 to 693 and encodes 150 amino acids. Gene Ontology annotation, biological process: chromatin remodeling. The record is from RefSeq and is a predicted model, not a curated record. Gene Ontology annotation, molecular function: histone binding; RNA binding; chromatin binding. Gene Ontology annotation, cellular component: nucleoplasm; nucleolus; cytoplasm. The transcript is spliced from 5 exons.